Betta splendens (Siamese fighting fish) is the source of this 4281-nucleotide messenger RNA. RefSeq lists its product as uncharacterized. The coding region runs from base 281 to 3115 and encodes 944 amino acids. The record is from RefSeq and is a predicted model, not a curated record. Gene Ontology annotation, cellular component: membrane. Gene Ontology annotation, molecular function: potassium:chloride symporter activity. Lineage: Eukaryota; Metazoa; Chordata; Actinopteri; Anabantiformes; Osphronemidae. The transcript has 13 exons. Gene Ontology annotation, biological process: potassium ion homeostasis; chloride transmembrane transport; cell volume homeostasis.
UUUCCGAUGCGCUGGUUAAAGGAGGAAAUAGCAGCGGCGGCGGCGGCGUUCACUUGUUGAAUGCUUUGUGGAACAAUCACGUAUUGUAAUAUUUAGAUUUAUUUGUUCCACCUCAAGUCACUUCAUUAGAACAGACGUUUCGGUGCGUUGCCAUGUAGCUCGGUACAGGCUUUUACUUCAGCCUCCAGUCAGGACCGUAACUUCACCAACUUUCGAUAUAAGAAAAAAACAUUGAUUAAAGGGCAUUCCGAGCACUUUAUGCAGUGAGGUUCGGUCCAGCAUGACAGAGCGGACUCCCCUUCUCCACUACCGCCUGUCCACGAGCGUCAAUGAGUCCGAGGCGCGGCGCCCACCGGCCGGCGGCGCGCCGGAGCAGCAGGCGGGCAGCCCCACGCAGAGGUCCGUCCAGCCGCGCACCAAGAAGCUGUCCACGUUCUUCGGGGUGGUGAUCCCCACCCUGCUGUCCAUGUUCAGCGUGGUGGUGUUCCUCCGAAUAGGAUUCGUGGUGGGCCAGUCUGGACUGUACCAGUCGAUCCUCAUGUUCCUGGUGGCCUACUUCAUCAUCUCCAUGACGGUGCUGUCGGUCUGCGCGAUCUCGACCAACGGGGCCCUGGACGCGGGCGGAGCCUACUACAUGAUCAGCAGAGCUCUGGGUCCGGAGUUCGGCGGCAGCAUCGGCAUCAUGUUCUUCCUGGCCAACGUGUGCGGCAGCGCUCUGUUCGUGCUGGGCCUCGUCGAGGCCGUCGUGGACACGUUCGGCGUGCCGGCAGACGGGGCGGCUGCUGCUUCUCACACCCAGGUGCUGCCCUCCGGGUACUGGUGGUCUCUGCUCUACGGCACCGCCAUCGGCCUCCUCUGCCUGCUCGUGUGCCUGGUGGGCGCCCACAUCUACGCCAAGACCACCUUCAUCAUCUUCCUGGUGGUGAUGUUGGCCCUGCUCACCAUCUUCGUCAGCUUCUUCGCCGUCCGCCCGCGCGUCGUCGCCCUGCCGGCCUCUGCCGUCCACGGCAACGGGUCGGGCCCCGACUUCCCCACCACGGCCAACUUCACUGGCUUCAAGUUGGACACGCUGAAGGGGAACCUGAUGGCUGCCUACACUGUGGAUUACACAACAGGAACCAUGAUGACUUUCACUACAGUGUUUGCCGUCAUGUUCAACGGCUGCACUGGAAUCAUGGCUGGUUCCAAUAUGUCCGGUGAUCUGAAGAGCCCCAGCUACUCCAUCCCCCGCGGCACCAUUACAGCCGUUAUCUUCACCUUCAUCACAUACAACUUGCUCUGUCUGCUAGUGGCCUGCACAUGUGAUCGCGUCCUGCUUCAGAGGGACUACAGCUUUCUGAGGGACAUCAACGUCUGGAACCCCUUCGUCACCAUCGGCGUUUAUUCCUCCACGCUGUCUGCCGCCAUGAGCAACCUGAUCGGGGCGUCGCGCAUCCUCUACGCGCUGGCCAGAGACGACCUGUUUGGUAAGGUGCUGUCUCCGGCUAAGAAGACGUCCCGCGGUGGAAACCCAUGGGUUUCAGUGCUGAUCUCCUGGUUCCUUGUGCAGCUGGUGCUGUUCUCGGGGAAGCUCAACACCAUCGCCAGCAUUGUGACCAUCUUCUUCCUGCUGGUCUACGCCGCCGUGGACUUGGCCUGCCUCGCGCUGGAGUGGGCGUCCGCGCCCAAUUUCAGGCCCACCUUCCGCUACUUCACCUGGCACACGUGUGUGCUGGGCAUCGUGGGCUGCGUGGUCAUGAUGUUCCUGAUCAACGCCAUCUACGCCUCGGCCAGCAUCGCCUUCAUGCUGCUGCUGCUGCUGCUCAUCCACUACCUCAGCCCCACCUCCAGCUGGGGCUACAUCAGCCAGGCGCUCAUCUUCCACCAGGUGCGCAAGUACCUGCUGAUGCUGGACGUGAGGAAGGACCACGUCAAGUUCUGGAGGCCUCAGGUUCUGCUGAUGGUUUCCAACCCCCGCAGCAGCGUGGGCCUCAUCACCUUCGUCAACGACAUCAAGAAGAGCGGCCUCUACGUGCUGGGCCACGUGCAGCUCGGAGACCUCAAUAAAUUACCCUCCGACCCUCUGCAGUCCCAGUACGACUCCUGGUUAUCCCUGGUGGAUCACCUCAACAUCAAAGCCUUUGUUAACCUGACACUGGCGGAUUCUGUGCGUCACGGCGUCCAACACCUGCUCUUCAUCUCUGGACUGGGUGGGAUGCGUCCCAACACCCUCGUCCUCGGCUUCUAUGACAGCUGUCUUCCAAUGGACAAGCUGGUGGAUCCUUCUCUGACAGAUCCCUCGGGCUCCUUCCAAGACCUUGAGCAACCGCCUCCGCUGUUUCACUUCUCCACCCUGCGGGGGGCCAGCGACAGGCCGGAAAACGGGGAAUCGGGCGACGGGAAGGUUUUGGGGCCACAGGAAUAUGUGGCCAUCAUCGCCGACGCCAUGAAGAUGCUGAAGAACGUGGUUCUGGCUCGAUACUUCAACGGCUUUGACCGAGGCCAGGCCCUCUCCCCGCCCUCCACGUCUCUGUUCGUCGACGUCUGGCCGGUCAACCUCUUCCGCCCCGACAGCAGCAGCUACGUGGACACCUGCUCCCUGUUCCUGCUACAGCUCGCGUGCAUCCUCAACAUGGUGCGCGCCUGGCGCAAGGCCACGCUGCGCCUCUUCCUCUGCGUGGAGGAGGGCCGCAGCGUGAGGGGCUCCGAGGAGAAGCUGCGGCAGCUGCUGAAGGAGCUGAGGAUUAAAGCGCAGAUCUACCCCGUGCCGUGGGACCAGCAGGUGGCGCUGCACUGGCAGCGCCAGGGCGAGUGGGGUAAGAAGAACCCGGCGGCGUCUCCCGACGCGGUGAAGGAGGAGACGGGAGCGGGUGAGGAGGAAACCGAAGACGACUACGUGAACAGCUUCCCGAGCAACGCCACGCGCCUCUCCGACGACUACCUGCUAGCCGUCAAUAAGCUGAUCUCGGAUCAGGCCCGGCCGCCCCCUGCCGUGCGUUUCCUCUACUUGCCCCGCCCCCCCGCCGACACCCGCCGCUACACGGCCUUCCUGCACCAGCUGGACCUGCUGACUCAGGACCUGGGCCCGACGCUGCUGAUCCACGGCGUGACGCCGGUUAUCACCACUGACCUGUGAGCGCUCCUCCUGCUGACGUGUUCAGCCGCGCGCCUUCGACGCCGAGCGCCCUGAGCUUGCGGCGCUGCAGCGCCUGCUGGAUCUUCGCGAAAGAUGUGGGAACUGGUUUGAAUACGGAACGUCACGGACCUCAUCACUGCCACGGUACUGACCUUUCCACCAGACAGCCUGGGGAAACGGCCCUCAAAACCCAACUCGGAUGACGAUCACGCUGCCUCUGCACUGCAUCGAUAUCAGACGUAUGCAAUCUAAUUUUACCGUCUUCACUAUGAAGACUUGUUAUUAUAUGGUGCAUUUUGAGAACUUGGGAAUCACUUGAUGAUAAUUAUAAUAUUUAACCCUUUGGUUUGGUUUCAUAUAUUUGUUGAAAGAUUACUUUAAGCACUUAACAGUUGGUGAAUGUACCAAAGGUGGUUUCAGCGCACACAGUCAUGGUCCCCAGAGGAAGGUUUGUUGAGAUUACUGUUCCAUUCCAGUCUCUCCUGUAUCUGAAGUUCCUGAAAAUAUCCUCCCAGUUUCCCAUUCCUUGACUUUUUUUGCUGUGCUGCUGCUCAAGUUUCUUACAAUGAUCAUUCCAUAUGUCUUUGGAUCAAAAAUUGCCUUAUUCUAUAUGGAGUUGGAGUUUGGAGUUGCUCCAUCAUUCAGACUUUGGACCCGUUUGCACAAAAUCUGCCUUUUCAUUUUAGAAGUUUAAAAAAUGAAAAUAAAGCCUUGAGACAAUUAAAGCUUUGGUGCUGCGAUGAAGACAUUCCCAGUUGUUUCCACUAUUGUUGUGCACCUUUCCAAUUUACUUUAAAAUAUGUUUACACCUUGAUUUUUCAUUGAUUGUCUAUGGUUUUUGGAGAUCUGUACUUUUUUAGAAUUUUUAUUCACUAAGUGACCACAGUGCUUGACCAUCCUCAUGCUGAAGUGCCUGAAUGAGUGCUGACGCCUGCUCACCUCCGCAGCCUUUAACCAAAGUACUUGUGGUACAUGAACGUGAACCUGUGUAACCUUUUGCUUUACUGGUACUUUUUUUAGCAACAUGGAUGAAACACUGUAGCUGAAGAAGUGUAGUGUUUGAAAACACCAGGCUCGUUCAUCCUCUGUCCACAGGAGCGGUUGUAUUAAAUGCCAAAAAGUUGUUUCACUACAUGCUAUUUGUAAAAUAAAGACUGAUCCGUGUA